This is a messenger RNA of Podarcis lilfordi (Lilford's wall lizard), 13275 nucleotides long. NCBI's taxonomy places the organism in Eukaryota, Metazoa, Chordata, Lepidosauria, Squamata, Lacertidae. The record is from the annotation of a GenBank genome assembly.
AUGGUUGCGCCAAACUCAUUGAGGUUAGUGCCCAGGUUCUCCUUAUAUGUGAUUCUUGCUGUUGUGAUGAGAGAGAAUCAUACAAAUACUUUUAUCAAUUGUUGAGCUAGUAAGAUACCUUAUUGUACAAGUUCCUGAUGAGGAUGCUGUUCUUAUCACAUUUGGAUGUUUAUAUGAAUAUUUUAUAUAAACAGCUUGCUUCUCUGAUCUUAUGAAUCCAUAAACUUUGAAGCCAGACUGCAGAAACCUAUAAAUAUAUAACAUCUUUUUAGAGAAGUUAGUCACAUGCUUUGCACAUCUUUACAUUAUGACAGCAGUUACUAAAAUGCAAUAAAGCAAAAACAGAUCAGCUGUGUUUUCCACAAUAUAUUGCAAAUGUGCUAACACUACUGAUACUUCCAUUCAAACACGUUUACUACCAUCCACCUCCUUCCAGUGCUGGACUUUUUCCAUACUUUACUGCUUAGGUUUGUUGGCAGCAUUUACUUACGCUUAUUUAGAAAAUAACUGAUUAGUUUUUGUGGCAUCUCUUUGAAAAGAUUAUUUUAAGCAACCAUUCUCUGCUGUUCCACUCUAUAGAAGAAUUAGCAAAAAGGUCAGCAAACAACAGAAUGAAACAGGAAAGUGAUUAUUAAUUCUCAUGAGGAGACCCACCUAUUGUAUUCUCUUCUGGCUUCUGUAACAUUUCAAAUGCAUCAGGAGACAAUCCAGACAAAAUUAUAGCCUCCAUCCAUAGACAUCUAGUACCAGCUGACUAGGAAGCAGUAAAUGCAUUUUUUAAUUGUUGCCUUUGACAUUCCUGAUAGAAGUAGGGUUAUUUGCAAAACAAAGGUGGCGUUUUUCAACCGAUUUGGACCUGAUUCACUUCUCUGACAACUUGGGUAGAUAGUCCUAAUGCAAAGAAGAAGAAAAAGCCAAAAUGGAUUGAAAUUGUAAGUAAUUAAGAGGGUCAGAAAGUAUAUGAUAUUGUAUGGUUGUACGUAUUUAAAGCAAAUGGCAGCUGUUGUGUGAAAGUGUGUCUCGGUGUGUGUGAGAGAGAGAUUGGGAUCAUGGUAUGUGAAGAGAGCACUUUAAUCCUUUUGCCCAAGUCUGGACUCUCCCUCUCCACAAUUGCCAUUUGAAUUUGGAGGGAAGAUCCCAUUGUUGCUAAUUAAUUGUUCUGUCUCUGAGAGCAGUAGAAAGAAGGCUGUGCACAGUCAGUCUUAUUUUUGAAGAUGGGGAACCAAAAUGGUUCUUUCUGAGGGGUAUUUUAAUAGCCAUGCAGGUGUGUGAGAGAGGAGACUGUCCUUAAGGUGCCUUGAUCCUUUAGGGUUUUCAAAGCUGCAACCAGCAGCUUGAACUGAGACAAGAAGCAGAUUUUGUGUAAGUGCAACUGUUUUAAGACUGGCAAGAUAAUUUUCAUUUGUCUGCUCCCAGUUAACUUACAUAUUUUGUAAACAAACAAACAAACAAACAAAAACCACACCCACCCCAAGUUUCCAGACUAUUUUCAAAGGCAACACUAAUUCACAUGGGAACUGUUUUACAAUGUGGAUUGUCCUGAUCAGUAAAGGGUUUCCUUGCAUUCCUGGCAGUGGUGAGAUUCUUUAUGAAUGCUGCUCUGUGUCUUUCAGAAGUUGUGGAUGCCACACGGCAUGGGUGCCAACAGGAUUUUCUGGGCCAAAUAUGUGAAUUGGGCCUUCUGCCACUUGAAACUUUGCAUAAAAUUUGCAUACAGUUUGUGUUAUACACAAAUUUGUAUCCUGUUUUGCAGGUGAAAUGGAGGGCCCCAUAAUAAAUUGGACCACACACAAGCAAUAACAUUUCAGAUGGACAAAAUUUCAACAGAUGGAGUUUUUUCUGUAAUUUUAUUUCCAUACUAGCUUCAACAUUUUUCGUUUCUGCUGUCACAAAGCUGUUAAAGGCCCAAGAUCCCCAUUUCCCCUAAUACCAUUCCUAAAACAAUGCAAUGAACUCAUGUUUUCUUCAAUUAUACGACAGUUAUGUUACCGUAUGUCUUUUAUCACUUGACUACAGGCAGGCAAUACAGUGUAAGAGCCAGUGUUUGAAACUCCCAUUGUUCUAGGCGCAUUUUGCGACAGAGAAUUUCAUUAGCACGAGCAGUUUCUGAGCUCUGGGCGCAGUACUGCGGCUAACAUUUCAGAUUAAAGCUGCAGAGUGAAAGGAAAGGAGGACCUUUUCUGCCUCCCCACUUCUAGCUAUUCUCUGAAGACUGGAGAAGAGACCCUCUUAAGAAUAUUAAGGGGGUGGGCAGGGGAAGGACUAGACCAUGUGGAAAAUGAACGUAAUAUUUUAGCUGCAGUUCAUUCAUUUUCAGCUUUGUAUUCUUGUUAUAAAAAAGUGCGCCUAGACAUUCAGUUGUUGCUCCCAUAACCUAGGUUUAAGGUGCCAUUUAGCUCCUGGCUUUAAUAUCUCAGUUUCUAACACUGGUAAGAGCAGGAAUGGUACUUCAGGUAGUGGAAGGUGAGGUGGGUGUGGGCUCAUAAGAAAUAUAAGAUUUAUAGCAACUAAAGUUCUCAUGCCUGUGCUUAGAUAUAUUAAAGUUUUAUUAUUAUUAUUAUUAUUAUUAUUAUCAUUAUUAUUAUUAAAAUUUAGAGUAUUCUGGGUGCAUUUCUUGUGGUCAUUGAUUUAUAUUGAUAAAAAUAUGUAUAAACUGCCCAUAUGAAUAUUUAGAAAAGAAUAAACUGGCCACAUAAAAUAUUAAGGCAGUGUAGAACAAUAUUGACCUUAUAAUAACUACACUUACAACAAUUUACACCUCUCCUCAUUUUUAUUUUUAUUUUUGAGCUUUUAACAUAAAUGUAUCCAUUUAAGUGUUUAUACCAGGGGUUGUCAACCUGGUCCCUGCCACCCACUUGUGGGCGUUUCAGGAUUCUAGGGGGGCGGUAGGGGGUUCUACGACACAAACUGACUCCUCCUUCCAUCAAGCACUGGUGGGCAGUAAGAAAAUUUUACCAUCAAGAAAGAUGCAUUAGUGGGCGGUAGGUAUAAAAAGGUUGACUACCCCUGGUUUAUACCAACAGUUACACCCCCCAAGAAUUCCCCUGUUUCCCUCCUUGGAUGGAAAGCAAUUCAUCACCACCACCCUCGUUGGUGUUACAAAUCAGCAGCUCCCCCCUCCCUUUUCAUUUUUCUCAUCCCAACCGCAAAACAAUAUUAGUACAGCAACACUGGACUACUUUGCAGGACUGAUGUAAUCUACGCUCUCAGUCAAUCACAAUAUCUCCCCUGCAAUAUGGAUAUACACAUGUCAGCUUUUAUUUGCAUUUCCAUUGUAUUUUUUUACAUAUUCAGGAAAAAAACUUUUUUUGCCAAAAUUAAACUUAGAAAGAGUUAGAAAGAGCAUGAACUCCUGUCUUUGCAGGAGCUAAUUACUAAAUUAGCAAUUAUUUCUCUCAGCUACAAUCACUUCUCUAUCAGUAAAGGUGAAAUAGCAGUUUCAAAAUGAACCGGGAAUUCCUGUCAAAAUAAACCUGGCACUCCUUCUCCAUUGUCAGAAUCUAGAGAAAAAUCUAGAGUGAUGUACACCCCAAGGAAGCCCCAAACCAACUUCUGAAUAAAUCAGGAAGUUCCUUCUCAGUUGUUUAGUGAACGGACUUCCUGACUCAGUUUGGAGUCUUCCUUUGUCUUUGAAUGACUCUUUUAAUUUGGAAAAAGUAUUUUCAUCAUGCCCUUUGUUAAGCCAAGGAUAUGUUGUGUCACAGCAAUAUAAAAUUUUGAUACUAUCAGAUUGAAAUGUCCUGUGAAUUUUGUGACUUAACAGCAAAUUAGCAAACAAUUGGCAAUACAAAGGAAGAUCUUCACCUUAGCUCCUCAUUUGCAUUUUAGGUUUGUAAUCUGAUAUCAUUACAAAUGCACUGAGCACAUAAUUACAUUUGUCAUUUGAAAUGGUUCCAAUCCACCCACCAGUUGUUGAGCAGUGUAACAUUUUUGAUCUCUACCUUGGAAUUCAGUAUUUCCCCUAACUGUUGAAACAGAGCAUAAAGCAUAGCAUAAUAAUUCAGGACACAAUUCAACAUUUCAAGUUCAAAAUCUGCACAAGUCCUCCUGCCCCAUUCCCAAUGGGAAAGAAAAGGUCUAACGUUUUCAUUUCCAUCACUGAAAUAGUAUGUUGCUUGCCCAAAUAACUUCAAGAGAGAAAAGCAGCUGUAAAUGCAUUGGUCUGAAAUUAACCAUAUGAUUGACCUUUUGUUGAUUAGAAGCAGCGUCAUCAAGAAUCAUAACAUAAAACCAUGUCAAAGAUGUAUCUAGUUAAGUACAGUCAUAUGUAUAUCCAGGAUCACUAGUCUCAUAAUUACAUAUACCUCUUGGCUUAACUCAUUGUCCUCCAAAUGCUAUUCACCUGUGCUAUUAUAGAGUUAUGUCAUCCAAACACAGCACUGAAUUUAAAGACAGAAAGACCACAAUAGCUCAAGAAAAACAAUAAUUUAUAACGCAAUCUGACAUACCUAUUUAAAAGCAAGUCUCUUUGAAUUCAGUGGGGCUUAUUCUUAGGUAAUUGUGUCCAAGGUUCAGAGAGAGAAGCUAUGGUUAACUUGAACCAAGAGGGAAAGCUCCUGAAGUCUUCCAGGUACAUGGUAGGAGAACCAGGGCUCUGUGUGUGUACAUGAACUUGAGGUUUAGUUUUUUAUGUGAAUGUGGUCAGUAAUUUAGUUUCCUGUAAAUAACUUACAAAAUACAUUCAGAUUUAAAGUAAGAGCUUGGAACAUUUCAAUAGUUCACUAAAAACUCUGUUAAGGCGAACAUUUAGGCAAAACCAAUCAAAUUUAAUAAAGCACUGUUUCGAGACUUAAAGCUGAAGAUGUAAAAUGAGAAUGUUAAAUGAAAUGCUAGUGAACUAUUCUAAAUAUAUCUUCAUUUUGUCAUUCUCGGUUAAAUUUAUGGGUUUUGCCCCAGAAUCUUGAUUAAUUCAGGCACGUUUUUAUUAAACUACCUAUUGUUAAAACACUUCAUAAACUCUUAUGGAUACUAUAUCUAAUAUAGAUAUAUUGUGUAGAUACGACUCAUAAUUAAACACUUGGGUUGUUUUAGUUCUUUUCCCUUGAAACACAGAACAGGCAAUUGUUUUGUAUAAAAGAUGGAUUGCUGACUAUAUUUAAACAAUGAAAUCAGAAUCCUUUAACAAAAAAGAAAGCGAGAAGAGGACAUUCCCAUUUGCAACAGUAAUCCAGGCAUCUGAAACCUGAACAAGUUCUUUUAAUUAAAAAUAAAAUAAAAAAUCGCUCCCAUAUGAAGACAAUGGAUACUUGCACUUUUCACAUCCCUUGUAUACCCCAGACAAAUAGGAAAUGCUGUCAGUUUUAGCCAUAAAAGUGAUAGCGGAUGCCAUUAAAUUGGCUACAGACAAAACAAACACAACUGUAUAGGCACAUUUGUAUUUUGUUUUGUGACUUGGUCACUGUAAACAAAAUAUCCUCGCAGUCAUAAAAAGUGUUUUGUGAAAGAUAGCCUUUGAACAGCUGGUGUAGCUGAUAAGGAGUAAGCAUUAACAAAGUCACUUGCUGAACAGCACAAGUCAGCUGCAGUUCUUUGUCUGGAAAAUUCCUAUGUCCCCGUAAAUUAGCUUAGCUAACGAAGUCAGCUGGCAUCAAGAACAUUAGAAAGGGAGACCCUGGUCAAUUUAGUGCUAAUUUACAGUAUAGCUUCAUAUUUAUUAAAAUCUCAUAAAAUAAAUUGUUAGUUUGAAACUGAUUCUUUUUGCUCACUUUGAAAACGCACAAUUCUCAAGGUAUGUUGGACUUCUAAGCAAUCAUUUUGAAGGAAUCACAUACUGAAAAGCAUUUCAUGGUGUGUGUGUUUUAGAACAACAGGCUAGCAAAUUUAGACCUAACAACACCUUUUCAUGAAACAUUUUUUUGAAAUUCAAGAUAAAUUGGGGGGAAAUAUUUGUAUCCACAGGCAUCAUCUAGCUGCUGUUAGGAUUUUGAACCAACCAAAGCAUCAGGAAAUCAUUCUCUGCCAUCCAGCAUUUCUGUCCCCUUGUUACAACCUUCUUCUCAUCCCAAGGAUAACUGCUUGAGCAUCCAACCCACUUAUUACUGAAGUCUCUUGAGGUACCUGCAAUAUUUCAUUUACACUAUGACACCCUAUUCCUCACUGGCUUCAGAAGAUGAUAAUUUGCAGACUGUCCAUUAUCAGUUUUGUUAGGAGGAAUGUUUUAUGGGAUUUUGCAAACAGGUCAGUCCUACUAAAUUUAAUGGAGUUUACUCCCAAGUAAGCAUGUGCUGGAGUGCAGCCAUACUGGAGUGGACAGUGGAACUGGUGUGUACCUUUUGAAAUAAUUGUUACUCAGUGCAAUCCUGCCCAUAUCUGCUUAGAAGUUAAAUACCACGGAAUUCAGUGAGACUUACUCCCAGGUACAUGUGUAUAAGAUUGCAUAUUCAGCAAUGUUUUCUGUCUGAAUAUUCAGGUAUGACCACAUGGGUGCACACUAUUAUUUUUAAAAAGUACCACCAAAAGGCAAACUAGGGGCAGUGUUUUACCAGGAACCAGAUAACUGGAGACAUCUUUGGUGAACAGUUGCAGCAUUUCUUCACAAGGGGAGAGUUUGAGCAUUUCCAUGCAGAAAAGACUUCUUCAAGACAAUGACUUUUUCAGAUUUCCAAGACUCUUAUCAACAGAAUGGAAAAGCAGAAACUUCUCUGUUUCUCAUUGCUUCAGAUGAGAAGCUUUAUCUUCCAAAAAACACUUACAAUAUAAUUUGAGAUAGGGCUUGCUUCCCUUUGACUAAUUUGUUUCAAAGACCAUGCAAAGGGUAGUUAAAAUAUGUAUCCUAUUUAAUGGAAGGCCAGAAAAUCAAAAGUACACAUUAGAAUUUUGUCACUUCAGUCCAGAUAUGUUAGAGGUACCAACAAAAAAGCCAGUAUUUUUUUCACAUAUUCAGUUCAGUCCCAUACAUGUUUGCUCCCAUGUUAAGUGUGCAUAGAACUGCAGAUUCACGCAUAGUCUUAUACGGAAGGAAUGAGUGGAGGUUAUAAUUUUUCUCUUGGACAGUAAAGAGAAACACCAGAAAACCCUCCUGAUUAUACAUUCUUCAAAAUGAUAAACCCACAGAAGAUGGCUCGAGGACAUAAUAUUAAUUUCAUGUACUGUAAUAUUGUUCACAUUUAUUUUGCUUUUAUUGUAUUCUCCCAUUUUAGGAGAGUGAGUAUAUUGUACUCACAACAUAUAUGUGUUAAAAUUACUAAAAUUUAAUCUACUCAGGCACUUAUGUAUAUAUUCCAUCUUUUUCACAUACUUCUUUUGUAACACUUAGAGGAACAAUUGUAGAAUAGUGGCUAGUUACUCUAGUUCCCUUAGAAUUAAACAAUGUUUGAGACUUCCUUAAAUAAAUAAUAAUAUUUAUAAGACCAAGGAAUGAAUAACAGGAAUUGCAUAAAACAAGAACAGCCACCCAAAAGAUUCUUCAGGUUUCAGGCAGAGAAGGAAAAUUGUUGUGCGUAGAAACUGCCUAUAGAUGGCAGUGUUGGGAACUAUCAGCCUCACAGCAGAGUAGAUAAGAUGUCUCAGCUGGUCCCAGCUACAGCUGUAUACUUGGCUUGGUGUAUUCUAAACGUGUUAAUGGGUUCUUCUAAGAUGGGUAAAAUUGCUUUCAUGAUUUAUUUUCCAGAGUCACUUUCUUUGUAUACUAGAUGCAUUUAUUUUUAUCCUGUAUGUGAACUCGAACAAAAAAUCAAAUAAAGACUGCAUUACAGAGAUUAUAUCUCUGUCAUUAGUUUCCAGAUUCAAACUUAGCACAAUUGUAAAAUGAUCUUUCCCUCCCCACCCGCACCCCUUAGGUGGCCGGCUGUGACUCGCAUCUUUGUGGUAAGUUUUCAAAGGAAAUAUUCCCUCUUCCUUCUUGAUGCUGGCCAUAAAAAGCCAUCAAGGGCAUUAGCUUAGGGCACUUCCAGAUGGCUUCUACUGUGGGGACUGGAAACCUUCAAUCUGCAACCUGUAGGAUGCUUAGGUCCUUGCCGCGUGACUAACAGGGUGAAGGCUGUGAUGUGCAUACGGCUGCAUUUCUGAAACAAAUGCCCAAGGAGAAAGUGGAGAGAGAGUGCCAUUUUUGUGUUGUGCUUUAGAGCACAUGGUCAGGAAUGUGGGCAGCUCCCACUGGGACGUAAGAAUUGUGCUGCUAAGUCAGACCAAUGCCAUUUUGUUUUUGAUAGCAACAAGGCAGAUGCCUCUAGGAUCCCCUUUGUUGGGUCAUUGAGGUGACGGCGUCUUUCCGUGAUUUGUCUCCCAGCAUCAGAUUCAAGGUAUACUUCCCUUGUACAAGGAAGCUCCACUAGCUAUCAUUGCAAGUCAUAAAUAGGUGACCACUCUGUGCUGCACAUAUGGAUAGAAAAAUGGUUCGUUUGGAUAUCCAGAGUUUAAUGAAAAUAUUUUGAAAUGCCAAGGAGGGAACUGUGAACAUUGCAAAAUGCAAGGAAUUCUGAGGGCUAAAGUAAACAUGACUAGGAUUGCAUGAAUGCAGUUAACUUGCCCAAAUCCUUUUUAUAAAAAUUGCCACAGGGGAGCUUAAGCCAUAUCAAGACUGUGUGGGGUAAAAAGAGAGAUAUUAACCCUUUCUCUUCACUGUGGUCCCAAUAAAAAUUACCCUAUCACCUUUUUUGCAUCUGGAGGGAGAGGGAUGCCUCUACUGGUGCCAAAUGCAGCUCCCCUCCUGAAGCAAAUCAAAGUUAGGGAAGGGAACUUUCAUUGAAACCACAGCAGGGGAGAGAAACUCCCUCUCCAGCCCUCGUGGUCCAGAUGCUGUUCAGCUGUGGCUGCUAUUUGCUUAACAAAAAAGAUCCAAGUCCAUUGUACUCAUGCAUUUAACAUGUCUAACUUGGCUUAGAUUCUGUUCUUGGGGUGGGGAUCAGAAAAAGAAAGAGUGGCAUGCAUUCUGCUAUCGUCAUUUCCAUUAGCCCUUUCCCCCAGUGAAAAACCUACAUUCAAAAUUCACAUAAACCUUUUGAAAUGUUUAAUUAAAAUUCCAACACCCAUAGGAAUUAUUGUUUCAUGUUGACUUUGGAGUAUCACCCCUCGCUGUGAUUUGUUCCCUCUUUCUUUCUUUCUUUCUUUCUCUCUCUUUUGUAGUCUGUUUUUAGGAAGCUUGAACUGAAUACUGCUGCAUACAAAUUCCAAAUCAGAAGUCCAGUGUUGCAUAUAAUGUUUCUGUCUGUGUGAAACAGACAGAACAUGACCCACCUCUGUUGUGAAAGGGCAAACUGUAUUUGAAACAUUCAACAUAGUUCUCCUGGCUGGUUGUUAGCUCAGAACGGCCCAUAGACAUUUUGGCACCCAAGGUGGAAAGUAGUUUUGGCUCUUUCCCACCACACUUCUAGCACCAUCACCCAAAAUCUGAGGAACAGGAUGAUUUGGCACCCCCUUAAUGUUGGCUCUACGAACUGCCAGUCUGAUUGCCUGCCACCUAGGCCAGCCGUGCCUCUUUACUUCAAGAGGGAAUGGAGAAAACUAGCAACAGAAUAAAUUAAUAUCUUGCACCAUAUUUUUUAUUUUUGUAAUACUGGAAAGCUGUAGGAGUGAGUGUGCAUUGUGUCAUGAUCUCAACUACAAGACUUCUUUCCAAGCCAGGGACCAGCCUUCACAUAUCCAGUGCCAAAAGUAAGGGAGUGACUUGGGAUGUGUUCACACCAAGAUCACCUUUCUUGGUGUUAAUGCACAUCUGCAAAGACCUCCUUUCUCAAGACUGGAUGUGUUCGUGUAGGGUGUAAAUUCUGGCCUCCCACUAGUCCGCAGGGCAGAAAAGGAAGGUAAUAGGCCAAGCUGAGAUCCUGGCCAACACAUUUAAAGAAGCCAACUUGUGGUAGCAUCACUGUGUCAAAUGGUGACAUGAAUUAGUCCUUAGACAUACAAAAAUUAGCAGGCUCUUUGAAAAUUUGACUUUGUUGGGACCCAUAAAAGACUUUAAUAGAACUGAGCUCACCUAGUUCCUACCUAGUCAUUUCCUCCAGGAACUCUUAAUCUUAAAGCCCCUGUUGGGUUUGUAGCAGAAAGUUACAGUGGAAAGUCCUUUUAUCCAACCCUUACAUUCAUCUUCUGGCAACAUCAUUUUCCCCAUUCAGAGUUAUUUCACAGAGUUCCUACACAGGUGGCAUUUGCAUGUGGGAAUCUUACAGGCAGCUUCUUACAAUGAAGAACCCAUGUGAGAGACUGACACACAUUAGAAUUGAUGUGGUUUUCAUGUAAUGAUUAUGUAGGCAUGUUGUGUGAAACAGCCCUAAUUCUCAGGCUAAUAUAAACACAAACAUGAGCAUAUAUUAAUCUAGAUUAAAAUUUCCGAAUAGUUGGAUUGCCUUCAGAUCAAUUUGUCUGUAGUCAUGGUCAGGCUACAGAACUAGUCCAGUCCAUGAGAUGCCAACCACUGUCAUGACCUAUCCUAGUGUAGGGUUGCCAUAUUUCAAACAGUGGAAAUACAGUGUUGAGCUUUUUUUUAGAUUUGCCCAGAUUUGUAGGUAGGGUUGCCAUAUGUUCGGAUUUUCCCAAUUUCUACCAAGACACUGCUGCCAACAGCCGUUUGGUGAGUGGUGGAGAACAUGCAAAAGGAAGGGGAAUGGGGCAAAAACUGAUAACACAAAAGCAAGACACAGCCAGAGAUUCUGACCCUGCAAUGCAGAGGAAAAGAGUUACUAACAGCAAACCCAAAUUGGUGGAGAGGAUUAUUUUAAACCAAUCAAUUUUCAUGUGUCUAAACUGCCCAAAAUCUCACUGAGAAUAUGUGACCUUACAAAUCAAUCUUCCUGGCUGCUGAAGACCACAUGCAGGGUUCACAAGUGCCUUCCACCCGUUUUGAUUUCACUUGACAUUUUAAAGUAUGUGCAAGAGGUACUUAGCGGAUGUUGAGCCAUUACCUUGAUCCUUCCUGUCUCAAUUUUUAAUGGAGCUCUUAGGAACAUAAUUCGCUUGGUGCUGGAUGAGUUGCUUCAUUAAGAUCAUCCCUUCUUAAUUCCUUGCAUACAUACACACAUUAUUUAGGCCAGAUGUUUGUAAUGGUAUUGCCAGAAACAAAAGUUUAUAUGUUGAAAAGGUCACACACUAUAAUGCACAGAAUCAAGAACCCUGCCAUGCUGCUGAGUAUUACAGUGGCACACAAAAACUUCGGCAACACCCUGAUGCAGUUAAUAAAUAAUAGAUAUCACACAUUAAGUGCUUGCAGUAUCUCCUUCAAACUCUGUGGGUCAAGACUAACAACCACUUGGCACAUGACAAGCUGUUCAAAAAUGGGAGCAAGGUGAACAGAAAAUUGAAGGCCAUCCUAUAGUCAGCAAGAAUAUAUCUACAUGUUGCUCAGACCAGAGAGCAAACCUUUUCAGGAGGUUUUAUAGGAGACUGGGAGCAUCACAUGACCUGCUCAGGUCUAUUGGUGCAAAGAGGUUUCCUUGGAUGGUCUUCCUUAAUCUCUACCCACUGCAGACUCUAGUCCUGAGAUCUGGUCCUCUGCAGGCCCCACGUUAAUGUGAUUCCAUAGUCCUAAAAUGAAGGCCCAUAUUGUUAGAUCUGUAUCAAUGAAGCCCCACCCCAUAUAGCUGUUUUAACUGGUCUUUUUAAAUUCUUCUUAUUAGUUUUUAUUCACCCAUUAUUUAUGCUUAAUCAAGUAUUCUAUGUAUAUGUUUUAAUCUACGGUUGGUUUUUGCUCCCAUUUACAGUAUUUAACAAUUAUUCGCUUAGAUUCACACUGUUAUUUAUUUAGAUGUUUUGCUUAUGCUGGUCUGUGACCGAAUAAAGUAAAUUCAUUCAUUCAUUCAAUGUGCUUCCACAGAUGUGGGGAAGGAGGGGAGGUUCAUCUCUGCACAUACGUAGCGUCUACAGAUGACAACAAAUCACAAGCAUCCUUUCAUCUAACUUGUAGGCUGAUGGAAUGCAACAAUUAGAUUUAUAUCUCGUUACAGCUCACAGUUUAUUAAUAGAAAUAGCACAAAGUCAUGAAAGCAAAAACAAAAUGUGGCAAUCACAUAUAUGGGCAGGCUGCACUUACUCAGAGACGAGAAAUAGUAACUGCACAUGCUCAGUACUAUUUUACGUAUUCCAGUUCUGAGCCUGGAUUUUGAUUAAGCCAAAUGUAUGUUGUAUAGCGGGAAGCAGGUGGUGCUGUGGUCUAAACCACUGAGCCUCUUGGGCUUGCCGAUCAGAAGGUCGGCAGUCCCUGCGACGGGGUGAGCACCCAUUGCUUGGUCCCAGCUCCUGCCAGCCUAGCAGUUCGAAAGCACGUCAAAGUGCAAGUAGAUAAAUAGGUACCGCUCUGGCGGGAAGGUAAAUGGCAUUUCCGUGUGCUGCUCUGGUUUCGCCAGAAGCGGCUUAGUCAUGCUGGCCACAUGACCCAGAAAAACUGUCUGUGGACAAACGUCGGCUUCCUCAGCCAGUAAAGUGAGAUGAGCACCGCAACCCCAAGUUGUUCGCGACUGGACUUAACUGUCAGGGGUCCUUUACCUUUACCUUUUAUGUUGUAUAACAAUGUGUCAGUCUACAAAUAGGCUCCAUUGUUUUGCUAUACCUCUGGGUAUAGGGUAUAAUAAUAAUAAUAUUAAUGUUUAGUACGUUUCAGUUAAACACUUCAUAUUCAGGAAAAAAAUGCACCAAGAGUUUGUGUAUGGGCAGCAAAUGCCAUGUCACGUGUUUCCUUUUCUUCCUGGCAAGAGAGGGAGAAAAGUGAGCAGGGGAGAAAAGAACCCUAGAAAUACAGAGAGCAGAGGAAGCAAAAAUCCCAACCUCUAUGUAAUUGCAAGAAUAACACCCCCUGCGGUAGAGAAUCUUCUCAUAUAAGCCGUGUAUUUGUGAAGUUUCCUUCUCCUACCUCCCAGCCAUAUGCUGCUCUGCUGUAUAUUUAUUUCUUGCAGUUGUAAUAUAUAGAAAACAAAGCACAAACCUGGGAGAAAGGAGAAAAGCAACAUGGGAUGAAAGUAUGUUGGCAGGGUGGCUCAUGUUCAUCUGUACGACACAGUAUCAUGUGAUUACUUGCACAUCACCAUGAACCAUCAUCAGAUAUCUAAUGCUAAAAUAGACAUAUGGCAGACACACAGCCAGUCCUUAUUUGAUAGGCCUUAGGGUAUGGCUUUGUUGCUGUUUCUAGAAUGAGGUGUGCAAUACUUAAGUUUUGGGCAUGUAAAUACUAAGGGUUUGGGUGAAAAGAGAUCUUACUAUAAAUGAAAUUGAAAGUACAUCAGAGCAGAAACCCAUUUCCUCCCCCUCCUACUGUGUUAAUCUGUAAAAUCUUGUUGCCUUGAUGCUGCUGCAUGCAUAAAUUAACAAUUAUAUUUGUGUGUGUUUUAGUAGAAUCGACCCACUGCGUAG